Molecule: messenger RNA, 2927 nt
Organism: Aureobasidium subglaciale EXF-2481
Lineage: Eukaryota; Fungi; Ascomycota; Dothideomycetes; Dothideales; Saccotheciaceae
Product: glycoside hydrolase family 3 protein
Exons: 4
Coding region: 393-2819 (808 amino acids)
Biological process (GO): glucan catabolic process
Molecular function (GO): beta-glucosidase activity
Source: RefSeq, a predicted model, not a curated record
GCUGGCUGGCAGAUGAUUUUGAUCACUCGUCGGUGUGAAUUGCGGGUCGUUCACCACACGGCAGACCAUUUUCGGCCUGAUUGCCGGUCUGCUAACCUUGAUAUUCGGUCGAUGUGCUCGCGAAAUCGGUAAGCACGGUCAGAUCACUCCAACUAUCGGCUUGGUAGUUACGCGAGCACCCCGCUUUAGGUUCUUGACCAAGGGCUGAGUACUCAGUCGCGGACUCGCGAUGCUGGAGUAUAGUUUAGGGCCCUUCAAGGUAACUUUAGUCUCAAAAAGUCUUUAGGAUAUAAAGGUACUUCAUCUCCCCAUCUUGCUAUCCAUCAGCAACAGCCAACGCCUUCCAUAUCGACAAGAGAUUGAAUCAGUCUCGUUGACAAGGCUUCUUCAUAAUGCGUUUCACCACCGAGCUACUGGCAGUCGCGCUCGCUGUUGCAGAUGUCACCUCUGCCCAGAACUCAACAUAUAAUGCUACUGCAGCUGCUGCAGCUCAGUUGAAGGCUGAGCUGGCUAAUCUCGAGCAGUUCUGGUCCUAUGGAAGAUCACCUCCAGUCUACCCCACUCCUCAAGGAGCAGGUAGAGACGAGUGGGCUAGUGCAUAUGAAAAGGCCAGAGCCCUGGUCGCUUCGAUGACCGACUUUGAGAAGAACAACAUCACAUACGGCUACACUUCCAAGACAAAUGGCUGUGGUGGUAACAGUGGUUCGGUUCCUAGAGUCGGCUUCCCCGGUCUCUGUCUUAGCGAUGCUGGAAACGGCCUCCGUGGUACUGACGGUGUCACUGGCUUCGCUUCUGGUGUCCACGUUGGUGCUACGUGGAACCGUAAUCUCGCUUACCAGCGUGCUCACUGGAUGGGUGCAGAGUUCAAGGCCAAGGGCGUCAACGUCCUUCUCGGACCUGUUGUCGGACCUCUCGGAAGAGUUGCUGAGGGCGGUCGUAACUGGGAAGGUUUUAGCAACGACCCUUAUCUUGCUGGUAGUCUGACCCACGAGACCGUCCGGGGCAUGCAGAACAAUGUCGUCUCUUGCAUCAAGCAUCUUAUCGGAAACGAGCAGGAGCUUGAUCGCAACCCUGCUGGAGCCAACGCCUCCAUGUCAGCCAACAUUGAUGACAAAACUAUGCACGAGAUGUACAUGUGGCCCUUCCAAGACGCCGUUCACGCUGGAGUCGGCUCUGCCAUGUGCUCGUACCAAAGAGCCAACAACUCUUACGGAUGCCAAAACUCCAAGGUCAUGAACGGCCUCUUCAAGGGGGAGCUCGGUUUCGAGGGUUUCAUUGUUUCGGAUUGGGGUGCUCAGCACUCUGGUGUCGCCAGUGCUGAUGCUGGUCUCGACAUGGCCAUGCCUAGCUCAACUUUCUGGCAGAAUGGUAACCUCAGCCAGGCUGUCAACAACGGAUCGCUCUCCUCCACCAGACUUGAUGACAUGGCUACCCGUAUUGUCGCAUCUUGGUACCACCUCGCUGAGUGGCAGAACCCUGGACAUGGUAUGCCCGUCAACCUCACUCUUCCUCACGAGUACGUCAAUGCUCGUGAUCCUGCUUCCAAGCAGAGCACUUUCCAGACCGCAGUCGAGGGUCACGUUUUGGUCAAGAACGUCAACAAGGCUCUUCCGCUGAAGGCACCCGGAUUCAUCUCUCUCUUUGGUUACGACGGUAUUGCCCCAUCAACUUACACACCUGACAACGCACCCGCAUUCACUCUUUCAAACUUUGGCUUCUCUCCCGUCGACGGUGUCAGCGCCAGCGAGCUCUUGCUGCUUUUCGUCGCCCCAUCGACUAUCCCUUCCGAGGCUCUGCCCGGUAUUGCUAUGAACGGAACCAUGGUUACUGGUGGUGGCUCUGGUGCCGCCCAGCCCGCAUACAUUAGCGAUCCAUUCAGCGCCAUCACCGCACAAGCAAUGGAGGACGACACCUGGCUCCAGUGGGAUUUCCACAGCCAGAAUCCCGUGGUCCAGAGAGGAUCAGAGGCAUGUCUUGUCUUCAUCAACGCCUUCGCCACCGAAUCAUACGACCGUCCCUACCUGGAGGAUGAGUACUCGGACGACCUUGUCUUGAAUGUUGCUGCUCAGUGUAACAACACCAUGGUCAUUCUCCACAAUGCUGGUAUCAGGACCAUUGACGCGUGGUACUCGAACCCCAACAUCACUGCCAUUGUCUACGCUCAUCUCCCCGGACAAGACUCAGGCAAGGCCCUGGUUGAGGUUCUUUACGGCAAGCAAUCCCCUAGCGGUCGCAUGCCUUACACAGUCGCCAAGAAGCCUGCUGAUUACGGCAACCUCCUUUCGCACCUUAGACCCGACAACACCAGCAACUACUACACCCAGGACAACUUCACUGAGGGUGUUUACAUUGAUUACAAGGCCUUCAUCGCGCAAAACAUUACCCCCCGUUUCGAGUUCGGUUACGGUUUGACUUACACCACUUUCAACUACUCGUCGCUAGAGACCAAGACCCUUAGCAACGUCAGCACUUCUGAGUACCCUCCCAACAGCCCCGUCGCUCAGGGUGGUGUUGCUUCUCUCUGGGAUGUGAUUGCUACUGUUGACUGCACCAUCACCAACACUGGCUCAGUCACUGCCUCUGAGGUCGCACAGCUGUACGUCAAUAUCCCCGGUGGUCCCGCCAAGGUCCUUCGUGGAUUUAACAAGCAGGGCGUCGAUGCCGGCAAGAGCAUCAACUUCCACUUCGACCUCACCAGACGUGACCUGAGCGAGUGGGAUGUUGUCAGCCAACAAUGGAAACUGCAACAAGGCAACUACCCAAUCUACGUCGGCAAGAGUGUUUUGGACAUCCAGCUCACAGGCAGCCUGACCAUCUAAUUUCGUCCCUAAGAUGAGACCAAACAUGAUACGAUAAAACGAUGAUAUCCUAAUGUAUUUUAACAAGCACUUGUAUAUAAGCAAAGCCAAUCGAUUGCGUAAAAGAAC